UUUAUCUUAUCAUUCCUAAACAUAACCUCAAAAUGUCUAUAAUGUAAACACGUAAACAUGUGAGUUGUGAAUAUUGUUAACAAAUCUAAUUGUUGAAUAGAGCGAAACUAAACAGUCAGGAAACAAUGGCACAGAAACCUUCAUUUUCCGACCUUACCCUUAAUAAUUGGAUAAUUAGGCAAUGUGCAACAAUAGGUGUAAAAUCCCCUACGCCCAUCCAGUUAAACUGUAUUCCACAAAUUUUGCAAGGUCGGGAUUGUGUGGGUGCAGCAAAAACUGGUAGUGGUAAAACUUUGGCUUUUGCUUUACCCAUUAUACAGAAACUAUGUGAAGAUCCUUAUGGUGUUUAUGCCUUAGUUUUGACACCAACUAGGGAAUUGGCUUAUCAAAUAGCAGAACAGUUUGCAGUUAUUGGAAAACCUAUGAAUUUGAGACAUUGUGUAGUUGUUGGAGGAAUUGAUAUGGUAGACCAAGGAAUACAACUGUCUAAACAUCCCCAUAUAGUUGUGGCUACACCAGGCCGUUUAGCAGAUCAUUUGGAAAGCUGCAAAACCUUCUCUCUUUCUAAAAUCAAAUUCCUUGUUUUGGAUGAAGCAGACAGGCUUCUUAGUGGCCAGUUUGACGAACAGAUCAAAACUAUAUUUAAAGAAUUACCAAAAAAUCGCCAAAAUUUGUUUUUUUCAGCAACUAUCACAGACACUUUAGAGAAAUUAAAGGAGGUCAGCAAUAAAGACAUGUUCUAUUAUGAAGCUCCUUCCAUCUCAGAUGCUGUUACUGUUGAACAGUUAGAACAAAAAUAUGUGUUAUGUCCUAAAGAUGUUAAAGAUGCUUAUUUAGCUCAAGUGAUUAGAGAGUUUAGAGCUGAAAAUGAAGAUGGCAACAUUAUGAUUUUUACAGAUACUUGCAAAAAUUGUCAAGUACUCUCAAUGACCUUAAACGAUGUAGGAUUUGAAAAUGUAUCUCUCCAUGCAAUGAUUCCCCAGCAACAACGCCUAGCUGCCUUGGCGAGAUUCAAGAGUAACACAGUAAAAAUGCUGAUAGCAACUGAUGUGGCGAGUAGAGGUCUUGAUAUACCUACUGUGCAGUUGGUCUUAAACCACACUGUUCCAAAAGUCCCUAAAGAAUAUGUUCAUAGAGUCGGUAGAACUGCUAGAGCUGGGAGAGUUGGCAAAGCUGUUACAUUAGUCACUCCUUAUGACAUCAAAUUACUGCAGGCCAUUGAAGAGCAUAUUAAGACAAAAUUAGUAGAGCUAAAAAUUAAUGAUUCUGAGGUAGGAAAGAUCUUUGCUCAAGUGUCAGUAACAAAAAGUGAAGCUUACUUGAACUUAGAUGAAGGCGAUUUCUAUGAGAAGAGGUUGAUUAACAAAAGAAAGAAAUGGAUUUUGGAAGGUUUAGAUCCAGAUGAAGAGGAAGCGAAACUAUUGAAGAAACAUAAAAAGAAGAAAAAGUCAAAACGAAAAAAGGAGGAAGCAGUCCUUUAAAAUAAUUUUAUUAAUUAAAAUAAAUAUAUUUUUUAUAUUAAUGUA
Molecule: messenger RNA, 1526 nt
Organism: Diabrotica balteata
Lineage: Eukaryota; Metazoa; Arthropoda; Insecta; Coleoptera; Chrysomelidae
Source: the annotation of a GenBank genome assembly